UUAAGGUGCUCCGCGUGGCCGCGUGUCCGCGUGUGUGCGAAACGGGACCGGAGUCGCGGACCGCAGCGCGAGACGGCACGGCAAAACAGCAAAGACCAAUUAAAAGGGCAUUAAUGAAAACAACUGUUCCUUCCCUGCACGUUACGGUGCGCACUACUGCUGCUACUGCUGCUGCUGCUACUGCAUGACACUCCCGUCCACACACGGUGUGCACCUCUCGGCAGCUGGCGCACCCACGGAGCAGCACGGCCACAUACCGGAUCUAUAGCGUCUGACCAGCACGCCCUGUUGGGGCUGCCCUAGAGAACCAGCCGUGCUAGCCUGCCUGCCUGCCUACGACACGACGCUGCUGCCAUACGGAAGCCCACAACGCAGCAGCCGGGCUCCGAUCUCGGUAUCGCAGUAACCAUAGACCGAGGUAGACAAGGAGGCCUUGCUUGCGUUGUGUACGUGCGAGAAGAGCGGAAGAGUCGGUCUACGACUGCAGCACUCGGGAUUGCGUCAAGUGCCGAUUGUGUGUGCGCCGUGGAGUGUUUUUGGUGCGGUGCGAACUACCCGUACGGUCAUCGACGGCCAUCUUCUCGGCAUUGUUGUUGUUGGUGUUGUUGUUGUUGUGCUGCUGGUGGUGCGUUCGAGCGCUGGAUAAUUGUGCUCCAUAUCGUGGUGAUGUCGACUUUCGACGCCAAGUGUCUGCCGGAAUGCAAGUUUGAAUCGGUUCCGGUCUUCUUCAAUCACUACUGCUCCACCACUGGCUGUUCCUGCUCUUGCUCCUCCAGCUGCUGCAACACUCCUGCUCAUUCCACGUGACCAGGACACACCGCACACAUCGCGCAACGCAGGAUUAUCUUUUUGAUACGUCGUACUGGAAUUUUAAUGGUUUACAUGAAUGGACUUGGCAAUGACCCUCUGUCUGCGAAAGAGGCAGAGGGCCCACCAGUCCAGCUAGAGCCUGUCGACCUGAGCGUCCGUUCGCCACCGAAAGACCUGAAGACCACCGCCAUCCGAAUACGCAGUGGACUACUGAAACGACCACCUCCACCGCUCAUCUCAGCACCCCAUCUGCUAGCCCUAAAGCACAAAACAGAAGACCUAUACUUUUCCCUCACCAACAACAACAACAACAACAGUAUAGAGGAUGACGCUUCCGAUUAUGCCACCGAUUUGGCCCCAAGUGGAACCGCGGGGAAUGUGUCUCCUUCGGCCUUCUCACCCACUCACGCACACCUUCUCACGACACUCUGUGGGGCAGCGAUGGCCACCGGGGGAGCCGCCACCGAAGCGAAACCGAAGCACAACAGCAACGGUGGUGGAGGCGCCUCGAAGCCGGGGUUGGCGUCACCGGGUGCUGUGGCCCUGAUUCCGGCCGACAACAACAACAGUAUCGGUGUAAGGAACAACAACAACUAUCCGAGUGAUGAAAGCGACGAAACGAAACCGAACCCUACCUUCCGGGAACCGUAUCCUCUCUACGGUGGUCCUCCUCACCAGCACCAGCAGUCGGAACAUAAGGCCGCCGCCCUCCAGCAGCUCCAUCGCCAUUCGCAACUAUUUCCGGCACAGUUUGCGGCAGCUGCAGCCGCCGCUGCUGCCUUCUCCGUACACCAGCACCACCACCACCAGCAACACAAGGACGAGUUGUUGGCCGGAGGACGAAGCCACUCACCGUUGUCGCUGCUCGAUCAGCGCCGGUUGCAGGAGCAGCUACAGCAACUGUCCGCGGUUGGGUCACCGUCGGUGUCGAAGCUACUGCCCGGAUUGCCGGGUCAACUCGCUGCCUCGAUCGCAUCGAUCGCUUCCAGUUUGCCGAAGAUCCACCCGCUGAGUGAAACGGCGACGGCCGCAUUCCAGCGGCUACUGGAACAGCAACCGGCGGUGGCCGCAGCCGCACCCAAUCCACCGCCAGCCAACAGUAGCGCCUCGGGAUUGUUUCCGCGGCCCCGCAACAGUGCCGGACCGAGCCCGGAUCGUUACACCGGCAAGCUGACCGAUCUGCGGCAUCGCACGUCAAACGGGAACGGUGGCGGUGGCGGUGGCGCUUCGGAAACCUCGGAACUUGCAAGCUCGGAACUACCAUCGACGGGGAAGCGUCGUGGCGAGGGGGGCAACGGUACAACUGGGAGUAGUAGAAGUAGUAACAGCAGCAGCAACAGCAGCAGUCAUCAUCCUCGCCAUCAUCAUCUUCAAUUUUCGCCAACAUCACCACCGUCGUCCCUACUUGGUUUUAGUAGCGGCGCUGACCAUCCCCAUCACCAUCAUCAUCACCAUGCAUCGGGAUCGAUGUCGUUGAAGGGGCUGGCGAAGAACCGCAAGAUCCAUCGCUGCGAUGCGACCGGAUGUGAUAAGAUGUACACCAAGAGUUCGCACCUUAAAGCGCACAAACGAACGCACACCGGUGAGAAACCGUACAUCUGCACCUGGGAGGGCUGCGUAUGGCGGUUCGCACGCUCGGACGAGCUGACCCGUCACUACCGGAAGCACACGGGGCUUAAACCGUUCCGCUGUAAGCUGUGUACGCGCUGCUUCAGCCGAUCGGAUCAUCUGUCGCUGCACAUGAAACGCCAUUGACGACGAUCGGAACCCCUGGAACGCCCCGCCGAAUCUGUUCUUAUGAUAAAAACCCCCUCCAUCCCACCCCACUUCCCCUGUUCUUUUGAGCUGCGAACGUGAAGGCCCUAGUGUGUCGUCCACGCACACGGUGCGGCCACUGGCUGCGGGCUGAGGCCGAACACACAAAACAUUAGCCAGUAAUAGUAGGCCAACAAAAGGAGAUGCCAGCAACUAUCAAUGAAUCUCAAUUACAAUUGUAC
This is a messenger RNA of Anopheles aquasalis, 2807 nucleotides long. RefSeq names its product Krueppel-like factor luna. The record is from RefSeq and is a predicted model, not a curated record. Gene Ontology annotation, biological process: regulation of transcription by RNA polymerase II. NCBI's taxonomy places the organism in Eukaryota, Metazoa, Arthropoda, Insecta, Diptera, Culicidae. Gene Ontology annotation, molecular function: DNA-binding transcription factor activity, RNA polymerase II-specific; RNA polymerase II cis-regulatory region sequence-specific DNA binding.